This is a messenger RNA of Pogonomyrmex barbatus (red harvester ant), 381 nucleotides long. RefSeq lists its product as uncharacterized. Lineage: Eukaryota; Metazoa; Arthropoda; Insecta; Hymenoptera; Formicidae. The record is from RefSeq and is a predicted model, not a curated record.
AUGGAGAAGCACGCAAAUAUAUUAUACGUGCAGGAUCCACGCGACGACAACGCGGGGCACUUUGCGUACAUCAAAGAUCUAUCCCGUCUUGUGAGCUCGCAACUGAAUAAAUACAGACAUAAGAAAUACUUUUGCGACCGAUGUCUACAUUACUUCAGUUCGUCUGAAAGAUUGCAGUCACAUACAACGGACUGCGAAAAGAUGAACGAUUGCUCCAUCCGACUACCGAGCGAGGACGACAAGUGGCUCGAAUUCAAGAACCACACGAAUAAGGAACAACUUCCAUUCAUCGUUUACGCGGACUUGGAGUGCGUACUACGGCGAACGGAACCGGCAGAGAGGGAAGACGCAUCGUACACCUACCAGCAGCACGAGGUUUAG